Molecule: messenger RNA, 1134 nt
Organism: Drosophila busckii
Lineage: Eukaryota; Metazoa; Arthropoda; Insecta; Diptera; Drosophilidae
Product: trypsin-1
Exons: 2
Coding region: 1-1134 (377 amino acids)
Biological process (GO): proteolysis
Molecular function (GO): serine-type endopeptidase activity
Source: RefSeq, a predicted model, not a curated record
AUGAAUUGCCAAUUGCUAGUUGGCAGACCAAGUUCAGUUUCCAUUUCUGCAAUGCGCUAUAUUUGCUUGCUCUCCUUGCUGGGCUUAGCCCUGGCCACGCCCAGUUUUCGCAGCGGCACGGAGCCGGCCAAGAUUUUGCAGUCGCUGAGCAAUCUGCGUCAGAAUAGUUUCCUCGACUGGAUCAUGUCCAUACUGGGGCCAGAGUAUGCGGACACGAGUGUGCCGGCCAAGCGCGAAUGUGCCGCCUGCGCUUGUGGCAACAUCAAUACGCGUCAUCGCAUCGUGGGCGGCCAGGAGACGGAGGUGCAUGAGUAUCCCUGGAUGGCCAUGCUGAUGUGGUUCGGCAGCUUCUACUGCGGCGCCUCGCUGGUGAACGAUCAGUACGCGCUGACGGCGGCGCACUGCGUCAAUGGCUUCUAUCAUCGGCUGAUUACCGUGCGGCUGCUCGAGCAUAAUCGAGAGGACAGCAAUGUGAAGAUUCAGGAUCGGCGUGUGGUGCGUGUGCUGGUGCAUCCCAACUACAGCACCAGCAACUUUGACAGCGAUAUAGCCUUGAUACGCUUCAAUGAGCCAGUGCGUCUUGGGAUUGAUAUGCAUCCAGUUUGCCUGCCGCCUGCAGCUGAAAGCUUUGCCGGCCAAACUGCUGUCGUCACCGGCUGGGGCGCAUUGAGUGAGGGCGGACCCAUCUCGGAUACGCUGCAGGAGGUGGAGGUGCCUGUGCUCUCCCAGCAGGAGUGUCGCAACAGCAGCUACGGACCCGACAAAAUCACCGACAACAUGAUCUGCGCCGGUAAUGUGGAGCAAGGCGGCAAGGACUCCUGCCAGGGUGACAGUGGUGGACCCAUGCACGUUAUGGGCGCCAGUCAAGCCUUCCAACUCGCCGGCAUUGUCUCCUGGGGCGAGGGCUGCGCCAAGCCCGGCUCUCCCGGCGUCUAUACGCGUGUCAGCAACUUCAACGAUUGGAUCGAGGAGAACACACGCGAUGCCUGCGCCUGCAGCCAGCUUGAGGAGGAACAAAGCGCCGCCACUCCUCCUUCAACUUCAACUACAACAGAGCAGGCACAGCCAGAGCUGCCAACUACUCAGGCUAGUCAGCCAACGGGUCAAGAGACUGAAAUACCCGAAGCUGAAUGA